Molecule: messenger RNA, 1511 nt
Organism: Nezara viridula (southern green stink bug)
Lineage: Eukaryota; Metazoa; Arthropoda; Insecta; Hemiptera; Pentatomidae
Source: the annotation of a GenBank genome assembly
AUGCCGGUCCCAUGUUAUCCUUCUGUUGAUGGUAUUAUCCCAGAGUGGCUAAACGGAAGCUAUAUUCGAGCUGGUCCUGCCAUUUUCGACGGUGUCAAAGGAUUUACAGUGAACCAUUGGUGCGAUGGCUUUGCUGUUGUCUACAAAUUUGAGAUCCAGAAAGGAAAAGUUACCUUCAGCAAAAAGGCCGUUGCUUCUGAUGCUUACAAAAAAUUCAAGGAAGUCGGCAAGCCCGUCUACACAGAGCUCGGAACGAAAGCGCACACAGACACCAGCAAGAAUAUAUUUCAGAAAAUAGUUUCUAACAUGGUGAAUGCGGCCUCUUUAUUAAAAGUGAACCUUUUAUGUUCUCACGUUAUAAUUGAUGAAGAUGGAACUGCUUACACUGCGGGAGCGUCAUUUGCAAACGGAUUUAAAUGCCAAAUUAUCAAAAUACCCAAACCUCCAAAGCCAGCAGAGGUGCCAGGACUAGAAUAUACCAAAGGUUAUACCCUGGCUACCCUUGAUAACAAAAUACCUAAGUUCAGCGGGUAUCACCACAGCUUUGGGAUCUCAAAAAGGUGGAUAAUCUAUAUUGAACAACCGCUUUUCAUGAAUAAUAUGAAGAUGAUGACUGCAUAUUUCCGGGGUAGGACUUUAUUGGACUGCAUGGAAUGGAUUCCUCGUGAAAAGAACAGGUUCUUCUUAAUCGAUAAAAUAAGUGGAGGAAUAAAACCAAUUAUUUACGAGUCGCAAUCAGCUUUUUUCUUCUUACACAUUUGCAAUGCUUAUGAAGACAAUGGCGAGCUGAUCAUAGAUCUCAUAGCACAUGACAGUCCUGAAAUCCUUACCAAACUCCAUCUGAAGUACUUGAGAAAUGCAGACUUCUCCCUCAAAGACAAAGCAUCCGCGAGAAGAUAUAUUUUACCUUUAGUUGAUAAUCUUGAGGAUUUACCAGAAAAAGAAAAUCUUAUAAAAAGAGACAAAAGAGUCAGUGCAAUGAGAAUAAAGGACAAAAUUAUAGUGAACGGUGCUAUAUUAACUGAACCCAACUUCAACUUGCCUAACAUUAACCCAGCAUUUUCUUGUAAAAAGUAUCAAUAUUUCUAUGCCACCGGACUGUUCGGCUUGAGUGUGUAUCGGGCAAGUAUCGUCAAAGUAAAUGUUGACACAGGUGAAGUAUUGACAUGGAAGGAGAAUGAUGAUGCGAUUCCUGGCGAACCUGUGUUUAUAUCUAAUCCUAAGUGCCAAGAUGAAGAUGGGGGUGUCCUUCUCACUGGUGUUACAGACCUCAGAGAAGGAAGAAAAGAUUUUCUCAUUAUAAUAGAUGCUAAGACGAUGGUGGAAGUAGCCAGGGCAGAAGUAGAUGCACAUGUUCCUCACCUCUUCCAUGGCAUUUUUCUAUCAUCUGAUGGAUAGUUCAAUAAAUAAUGUUAAGUCAGAUAAUCAUCAAAUUAUAGCUGUAUUUAAGGAAUAUUUUUUAAACUGAUACCUCAUAAUGUUAAUAGAUUUUUUUUUUCAAUUUGUAAAUA